UUCGGAAGCGGUGGACAGAUUUGGGUGGAGGGGUUAUUUCCGCUUCCGUUACUGGGACUUGGACCCAGGGUGCUGCCGCCUCCCUUGCGACGAUGACUGCCACCUUGCGCCCAUAUCUCAAUGCAGUGCGUGCUACCUUGCAGGCUGCCUUGUGCCUGGAGAACUUCUCAUCCCAGGUGGUGGAGCGGCACAACAAACCUGAGGUGGAAGUCAGAAGCAGCAAGGAGCUGUUGUUGCAGCCUGUGAUCAUCAGCAGAAAUGAGAAAGAGAAAGUCCUGAUUGAAGGGUCCAUCAACUCUGUGCGAGUCAGCAUUGCAGUGAAGCAGGCAGAUGAAAUUGAGAAGAUCCUGUGUCACAAAUUCAUGCGCUUCAUGAUGAUGAGAGCGGAGAACUUCUUCAUUUUACGUCGGAAACCUGUUGAGGGCUAUGACAUCAGCUUCCUGAUCACAAACUUCCAUACAGAACAGAUGUACAAGCACAAGCUGGUGGACUUUGUCAUUCACUUCAUGGAGGAAAUUGACAAAGAAAUCAGCGAGAUGAAGCUGUCUGUCAAUGCCAGGGCUCGCAUUGUGGCUGAGGAGUUCCUCAAGAAUAAAGCUGUGAUGGGAGGAGAGGUCCGAGCCACGCAUCAGCAGCACGAGACGGAGCUGGAAUCUUCACUGGGGGAAACAGGUGUGAAUGCCUCAUCAGAGGUUCCCAAGAGACUGCAUGAGCCAUAUCUAAGGCGGGGGUGCAACACUCAGCUCUCCAAACAGUACAUACCGCCUUUGCUUAGUUUCCAUAGAGACGUCAAACAGUCGUCUGGGAGCUGUGGGGAGGAGCUGGGGCCGCGCAGGCGGGAACAAGCGCUUCGGCCACCUUCCACCCUCGGAUAUCCAGGGGAGGUGUGCCCAAAGUGUAAAGCAGGAGAGGACAGUCAUACUGAAGGGCUCAAGCGGCUUGGAAAAGGAGUUGGCAGGUUGAAGUCUGACGGAGACGCACUCCCCAGGACUGAACGCAAAUGUCUGCGCCCCAUUCGCUGCCAGCCAUCCAGUGUGCCCAGCACUAGCAGACGGAGGCAGGAAGCAUAUGGAGACUCUCUGAUAUACGGACGUUCACAGCAGAGCAUCAACUUCAGACUAUCCUUCAACCCAGAACGCCUUAAACAAGCCCGACAAUUUGUGGAGAGGGCCAUCAAGCAAAGGAAGAUCUUCAUGAUACAUGGCCCUUACCCUGUGAUCCGGAAACGACUGCGUGGCAGGGGCUGGGUGGAGAGAAAAUUUCCCAAGUUGCCUAAACCUGCUAAUAAGCGGGUGUGUGUGCCUGAUGGGGAGCAGGAAGAUGCAGACAAUAGCGAUGCACCAGAGGAUGAUGAAGAAGAGGAAGAGGAAGAUGAACAGGAUGAUGAUGAUGGCACCUAUAGCCUCAUGUCAAGGCUGGUUCGCAACCAGAUCCCCUACUUCAUCUGGACCAAUCGCCGUGAUGUCAUCGACUGCCGCCUUCUGCGCAAGGAACAGAUGAUGAACCACUAUGCCAAGGCCGGCACCUUCACCACCAAAGUAGGACUAUGCCUCAAUCUAAGAAACCUGCCAUGGUUUGACCAGGCUGAUGCCGAUUCCUUUUUUCCACGUUGUUACCGACUGGGAGCUGCAGAUGAAAAACAUGCCUUCAUUGAGGAUUUCCAGAUGACUGCAGCUAGGAGCCUUCUCAAAGUGGUGCUGAAACGAUAUUGGCGCAAAUCUCCCGCCAUUACCUUGCUGGAUACUCAUGAGGGCAAGGCUCCCAAUGACAAGGAGUCUCCAGAAGUCAAGCCAUGCACCAGCCACAAGAGAAAGCCCACCUUGUCAUCCCAACUGCUGGAGACUGCCAUCCAUGCCUGUGAGGAGCAUUUGAGCAGCUUGAGGCACCAAGACAUUGACAAAGAAGUUGGGUCUCCCUUGCAAAUGACAAAGGCACACUGGGAACAGUUUCUACAAGGCUACUAUCAGGUAGUCCAUGAGGGAGCCGAGAUGAUGCAGAUGGACACCUUUGUGGCACAGUGUGAAGAUAUUCUGCAUCGGUUGGCAAAAGUGGUCCCACAGCUGGACAUGGAAGGUGACAAAGAUAUCUGGAUUGUAAAGCCAGGAGCCAAGUCCCGGGGUAGAGGCAUCAUGUGUAUGGACCGCUUGGAGGAUAUUGUGAAGCUAGUGGACUGCGACCCCAUGAUUGUCAAGGAUGGCAAGUGGGUGGUGCAGAAAUACAUCGAGACACCCCUGCUCAUAUUAGGGACAAAAUUUGACCUGCGCCAGUGGUUUCUGGUAACUGACUGGAACCCACUCACCAUCUGGUUCUACCAGCACAGUUACAUCCGUUUCUCUACACAGCCUUUUUCCCUGCGAAACCUGGACACCUCCAUCCACCUCUGCAAUAACUCCAUCCAGAAGCACUAUGAGAACUCACAGAACCGUCACGCUGAGCUGCCCCCCGACAACAUGUGGUCAUCAGAGCAGUUCCAAAUCCACUUGCGGCAGGCGGGAGCACCAGAUGCCUGGUCGAAUGUGAUUGUGCCUGGCAUGAAGGCCGCCAUCAUUCAUGCCAUGCAAACUUCACAAGACCUGGUCGAGUUCCGCAAAAACAGCUUUGAGCUCUAUGGAGCAGACUUCCUUUUUGGAGAAAAUUACCAGCCAUGGCUGAUUGAGAUCAACGCCAGCCCAACCAUGGCCGCCUCAACUGCUGUCACUACCCGGCUGUGUGCCAGUGUGCAGGAGGACACUCUACGGGUGGUCAUCGACCGCAAGUACGACCGUGCCUGCAGCACAGGAGCCUUUGAGCUCAUCUACAAACAGGCAGCUGUGGAGGUUCCCCAGUACGUUGGCAUCAGCCUUUUGGUUGAAGGAUCCACCGUAAAGAAGCCUCAUACUGCGUUCCAAAGAACUCCCACGUCUGAUGACACAAGGAAUGCCAAGUCCAAGACCCCUAAGUUUCAUUACCAGCGUGGAAGCCAUGGGAGCCCCCGGGGGCCUACCCCAUGCUGGGCAGCAGUAAACGGCAAGGCAUUGGUGCUGGCAAGCCCUGGGAAAGAGAACAAAGCCAAGGAGACCUCUCUGGCUGGCCAGGUGGCCUCUUCGACUUCUGCUACGUUCAAGCUACCCAGCAAACUGAAACCAGAGCCGCGUAACAAUAACAGGAGGGUACUGAUGGCACACAGCGUGGCCACCACCGUUGCUAUCCCAGGGGACAUGAUGCUGCGCCCAGUGCAGCUCUGUGCCAAAUCUAGCUCUCAGAAGCUGUCCAGUAGCCUGCAGGAGUCCACUAACCGUCCUGCCAGGAUUGCUGGUAUGGUUUUGCAAGUGUCCGGCAAGGCAGUCCGAAUGCCAGGCCGUGCUCCACCCUGCAGGCUCCCCUGCCUCUUCUGCAAAGAUGGAAAGGCUUUGUCCAGAGCACAAGUGAUGUGUAGAUGUUCCAGAGCUGAGGCUGUGCAUCCCAAACUCUGCUUCCAUAUGGGGGUCAGCUCUUGCAAGGCGUACAGUGAGUCUGUGAGUCCUCAAGGGACAUUCCUCUUCCCCCCACUCCUGCCCUGAGAAGCCUUGCUUGACGAGCCCUUCACACAAGAGGG
Heteronotia binoei (common prickly gecko) is the source of this 3574-nucleotide messenger RNA. Its product is annotated as tubulin tyrosine ligase 3-like. Gene Ontology annotation, molecular function: protein-glycine ligase activity, initiating. The transcript is spliced from 22 exons. Gene Ontology annotation, cellular component: cilium; Arp2/3 protein complex; actin cytoskeleton. Lineage: Eukaryota; Metazoa; Chordata; Lepidosauria; Squamata; Gekkonidae. Gene Ontology annotation, biological process: Arp2/3 complex-mediated actin nucleation; cilium movement; protein polyglycylation. The coding region runs from base 93 to 3539 and encodes 1148 amino acids. The record is from RefSeq and is a predicted model, not a curated record.